Molecule: messenger RNA, 2105 nt
Organism: Eurypyga helias (sunbittern)
Lineage: Eukaryota; Metazoa; Chordata; Aves; Eurypygiformes; Eurypygidae
Gene: ASAH2
Product: N-acylsphingosine amidohydrolase (non-lysosomal ceramidase) 2
Exons: 20
Biological process (GO): long-chain fatty acid biosynthetic process; ceramide catabolic process; sphingosine biosynthetic process
Cellular component (GO): extracellular region
Molecular function (GO): N-acylsphingosine amidohydrolase activity
Source: RefSeq, a predicted model, not a curated record
AUGUGUGGGAAGAGGUCCAAGUGUUCAUUCUCCCGCCUGGAGGUGAUCCUCAUCGUUUGCCUGGCAUUGAUGAUAGCCGUGACGGUGGUGCUCCUCGUCCUCCACUUUCUCACCCAAGAGAGAAACGUUCUUGGAGGAGGAGGUGGAGGAAUGGUAGUUUUAGGGGUAGCCCUGCUCACUCGUGGCAUUUUAAACAGGAGAAAUGCCCUGUGGUCAGUCUGUGGCCGGUAUUCCAGUGAAGUAAUAGCAAACUACUUACUGGGCGUAGGUCGAGCUGACUGCACGGGACCUGUGGCAGAAAUUCCUCUGAUGGGAUAUGCCAAGCCGGAGCAGGUGGGCGGUGGGCUUCUCAUGCGCCUCUACAGCCGAGCCUUCAUUGUGGCAGAACUUGAUGACACCAGGCGAGUAGUGUUUGUCAGCGCUGACAUAGGAAUGGUGUCUCAGAGGCUGAGGCUGGAGGUGCUCAAGAAACUGAAGAACAAAUAUGGUGAGUUGUACCGACAGGACAACGUCAUCCUCAGCGGCACCCACACACACUCGGGGCCUGGUGGGUACUUCCAGUACACCCUCUUCUGGAUCACUAGCAAAGGGCUAAUCAGACCGUCCCUCAACGCUAUUGUGAAUGGCAUCGUAAAGAGCAUUGAUAUAGCACAUCAGAACAUGAAGAGAGGAAGGCUUUUUAUAAACCGAGGCACUGUAGAAAACAGCCAGAUCAACCGCAGCCCUUUCUCCUAUCUUGAGAAUCCAGCAUCCGAGCGAAGAAGGUAUUCAUCCAACACGGAUAAAGAAAUGGUGAUGCUGAAGAUGGUAGAUGAGAGUGGAGAGGGGAUAGGUCUCAUCAGCUGGUUUGCUGUGCACCCCGUCAGCAUGAACAACACAAACCACCUUGUGAACAGCGACAACAUGGGCUACGCGUCUUACUUGUUUGAGCAGGAGGAGAACAAGGGGAUGCUUCCUGGAGAGGGUCCUUUUGUGGCUGCCUUUGCAUCCUCCAACUUGGGAGACGUGUCGCCCAACACCAAAGGCCCGUUCUGCGCAAACACGGGGGAGUCGUGCAACAACCCGCAGAGCACCUGUCCCACUGGGGGGGCAACGAUGUGCAUGGCCAUGGGUCCCGGCAAUGACAUGUUUGACAGCACAAGAAUUAUAGGGCAAAAUAUCUACUUGAAAGCAAGGGAGCUGUAUGAAAAAGCGUCCCAGGAGGUCAGAGGAUCCCUCAGCUCAGCUCACCAGUGGGUGAACAUGAGUGAUGUCUCGGUGGAGCUCAAUGCCACGCACAAGGUUAAAACGUGUAAACCAGCCUUAGGACACAGUUUUGCUGCAGGGACUAUUGAUGGGCCGGGGGCUUUCAACUUCACACAAGGCUCAGUAGAAGGGGACCCGUUUUGGGAUGAAAUCCGGGACCAACUGCUGGGAGAGCCAUCCAAUGAAACAAAAGACUGCCACAAACCCAAGCCAAUCCUCUUUAGCACUGGAGAGAUGACCCGGCCUCACCCCUGGCAUCCUGACAUUGUGGAUGUUCAGAUUGCUGCCAUUGGAUCGCUGGCAAUCAUCGCUGUUCCCGGAGAGUUCACGACCAUGUCUGGACGCAGGCUACGGGAAGCUGUUAAAAAAGAAUUUGAUUCUCAUGGCACACCAAGAAUGAAUGUCGUAAUUGCAGGUCUGUGCAAUGUCUAUACCCAUUACAUUACUACCUAUGAAGAAUACCAGGUUCAACGAUAUGAGGCUGCAUCAACUAUUUAUGGGCCGCACACCCUUUCUGCUUAUAUUCAACUCUACAGAGGACUUGCAAGGGCUAUUGCUACGAAUACAGUUCAGGAUUUGCCACGUGGUCCAGAGCCCCCAGUUUUCAAUAUAGGUAACAUGACCUUGGUGCCUCCCCUCACUGCUGAUCGUGUGACGGCGAAUAAGACAUUUGGAGAUGUGCUACAAGAAGUGAGACAACAGUAUCAAGUGAGAGAAGUUGCUGAAGUAACUUUCAUAGGUGCGAACCCCAGGAACUCUGCAGAGAAUGUGACUGAACAUAACUUCCUGACGGUGGAGAGAUACUUCAGCACUUCAGACAGCUGGCAUGUCAUACAGAACGAUGCCUCCUGGGACACCAG